Messenger RNA from Manacus vitellinus (golden-collared manakin), 2513 nucleotides. It is a transcript of the gene MAP10, whose product is annotated as microtubule associated protein 10. NCBI's taxonomy places the organism in Eukaryota, Metazoa, Chordata, Aves, Passeriformes, Pipridae. Gene Ontology annotation, molecular function: microtubule binding. Bases 1 to 2034 code for a protein of 677 amino acids. Gene Ontology annotation, cellular component: cytoplasmic microtubule; midbody; mitotic spindle midzone. The transcript is spliced from 3 exons. Gene Ontology annotation, biological process: mitotic spindle midzone assembly; cytoplasmic microtubule organization; positive regulation of cytokinesis. The record is from RefSeq and is a predicted model, not a curated record.
AUGCGCCGGACAGGGAGCGGGGACGGAGAACAACCGCCCGCGAAGGCUGAGCGCCUGCGGCGCAACUCUCGCGAGAGAACGACCGCCUCGCCUACGCGCCUCACACCACACAGACAGAGCUCUCGCGAGAGCUGUGCCCGCGGGCCGCCGGGGGACCAGGAAGAGGAGAAGGAGAAGGCGAAUGAGGAGGAGGAGAGUGAGGAGCUGGAAGGCAACGUCUUUUGCCCUCCGCUGCUCUAUUACAGCCGUGAGCCGGCUGAGCCUCAGCGGCACCCAGCAGCGGCUGCCGCGGCGCAAUGGGAGCACGUCGAGGUCAGGAGAUCGCAGGAGAAAGACAAGGGCCAGAGUCCCCCGCGUCCCAGUGCCGGGCCCUCGUUGCUGCACCCCGCCAGCUCUCGACAGCUCCACAACACCCUGGGGCAGCUGCCGCUACUCAGGGCUUUGCUGGCGGAGCUGUCGGUGCUUACCUACAGCGCUGUGCCUGCUGCUGCUGUCCACCCACAUCUUGCCUGGCUUUACCAGGCCCCGGGGAGUGGUGGAAGGGCCUCACGGCCUCCCAGCCCCUCCGCUGCCCUCAAGCCUACAGAGGCACCUGUGAGGCCUGGUGGGAGCAGUGGAGCUGUGAGCCCCCGAUCCAAACAGGGCAGGCAAGAGGCCACCCCACCAGUAUCUUCUGGUGCUGGGAGAGGACCUAAGAAAGCUGUGCUCCAGGGACAGCCAGCUGCUGAAAGGAACUGCAAAGCUAAGGAGAACAGACCUCCCAGAAAAAAAUUGUUGUAUGGGCUGACAAAUACACUGAGGCUACGGCUGCAGCAGACCAACCCCGAUAAGCUGAUAAUUCAUGAAAGGAGGGAGAAGUACAGAAAAAAGCAAAUGGAGAUGCUGAAGGAGAGAAGUCCCUUACUCAACACAAAGCUGCUCAGAAAUGCCAGAGAACAGCAUGUGGUUUCUUGCAGGCAUUGUAGCAAGAGAGACAGUUCAAAGCGGAAUAAUCAGUUGGAUAAAACUGUCCAGACUUCAUUAGAAAACAGUGUUCUCUCAGAGUCCAUUUCUGUGACAGUAGAUGUGUCCCCAGACCUGCAGGAACAGACUAUUGCAAGUUUACGGAGGAACGAUGCAAUUGCAAGCAAGGAACAUCCAUGCAAAGUAACUACAACCCCCUUACCAGAGGAAACUGUGUUAAAAUCUGCUCAGGAGGAAAAGUAUGCAAAAGCUCAACUCCUAGCAGCGUUCCCAUCAGAUGCUAAUGCAAAGGGAAGUAAUGAGGAAGCAAUACACUUAAUCCAUCGUGAAACUACAGAGCAUGAUGACAUAUCUGUUAUAAGUGGUCAUAAACCCAGCCUCAGCAGGAGUGUUGAAAACAACUCUGAAUUCAUAUACUCGGAUGACUUUGUUGCUAGUCCUGAAAACACAGUUUAUUCCGAAGAUUUCACCAGUGCUGAGUGUACAGACUCAGAAGCUCUUGACAGCAGUCCUGAACCUCUGUGUCUUGAAAGCCCAAAGCAAGGUAGGUCAGAUACAGAGCCAGAAUCCUGCAGGUCUAGAAUUUCAAAGACAAGUCAAAAAGCUGAAAGUACUUCAGAUCUCGUGCCAGUUCCUUCAGCUUCAUCUCCAGUCCAGUCUUCAAGGAAAAACCGUGACUUUAAAACCAGCAAAAGAACUAGUGCUGAAUCCUCUGACUCACUUAACCUUGCUCAGAUGGAGGCAUCAUUAGAUGAAGAGGAGAAAGCCCAACAGAUCAGUAAGGAAGAGAACAGGGGUGAUCAACAUAUUAAACAAAUAUCAACAAGCAAACAAGUUAAAUCUGCUACUGAUCUGAAUAUAGGAAAGGGGCAGACCUCUGCAGAAGAAAAGAAGUCAGUAACUAAAGUUAACUCUUACUUGCCAUCUAACGUGUCUGAUCUUGAACUUAGUGUCCUGGAAAACAGUAUGUCAGACAAAAAGGAGGAUUUUCUGGAAAAACUACUUGCUCCUAAUCAGUACAAAGACAUUAGUGAACUUGUAAUAAACAAGCUCCCAGGAUACACAAUGUAAUUACAAGUUCUCACUGUCUGGAUUAAGAUAUGAUAUUUAAACUUUAUGAGGCCUGUUACAUGUAGCUGCAAUAGAUACAGGAUAAUUUAAGACUUUAUCAUGCACAUUUAACACAUCAGUGAAUUUAGUUAAGAGGUUUCUAAAAUAAACUACUAUUUGAAUCUCUGACAAAUGGCUCAAGUGGUACCUACAGCCUGACUUAAGUGUCUUAACACAAAAGUAAUCCAAACAGCACAGGGAACAUAACUUAUUGUCAAAGCAGAAAUGAAGACAGAAGCAGCAAAAGCAGUCAGUAGCCACAAAACUUGGCCAGGGUAGAAGUUAUGCAUUGCUACAGAAACAGCCAAGUACAAAAUUCCUUCUUAACCAAAUGAAUGACAAUACCUCCCCUAUUUAAAGUAUGAACAUCUGUGAGGAUUAUUCAAGUAUCUAGUGUUGACUUCUGAGAACACCACUACUAAUAUUUUUAAUCUAAAGGU